This is a messenger RNA of Episyrphus balteatus (marmalade hoverfly), 4870 nucleotides long. RefSeq names its product 5'-3' exoribonuclease 1 (gene pcm). Gene Ontology annotation, cellular component: nucleus. NCBI's taxonomy places the organism in Eukaryota, Metazoa, Arthropoda, Insecta, Diptera, Syrphidae. The transcript is spliced from 22 exons. Bases 316 to 4734 code for a protein of 1472 amino acids. Gene Ontology annotation, biological process: nuclear-transcribed mRNA catabolic process; rRNA catabolic process. Gene Ontology annotation, molecular function: RNA binding; 5'-3' RNA exonuclease activity. The record is from RefSeq and is a predicted model, not a curated record.
UUGCGCUGCUGGCUGUUUUCGCAAACUCUUGAAAAAGAAUAUAGAACAUAUUUUUCGGAUAUUUUUUUCUUAUUUAUUGAACUUAUUCUUAAGAAAAUCUAGUUUAUUUAUAUAAAUAAGUUGACAAAGUUAAUCCGAAAGUGAUUUUUUGCUUCUUUACCAAAUUCCAAUCGGAAGAAAAAAAGCGCAUUUAAAGAAAUUUUUGCAUCCCAAGGGCAUUACCUACAAUUUUUUCCAAAAGAAGAGUGAAGUGAAAGUGAAGUUCAAUAAACGGGGAAGAACUAAAACAUACAAUUAAAAUUUCUUCAUAAAAUCAUGGGAGUCCCAAAGUUUUUCAGAUAUAUUAGCGAAAGGUAUCCUUGCCUUAGCGAAUUGGCAAGGGAAAAUUCUAUACCUGAUUUCGAUAAUCUCUACCUGGAUAUGAAUGGCAUCAUACACAAUUGUUCUCAUCCAGAUGAUGGAAAUAUACAUUUUAAUAUUUCUGAAGAAGAUAUGUUCAAAGAUAUUUGCAAUUACAUUGAAAAGUUAUUCUUUUUAAUAAAGCCUCAACGUCUAUUUUUUAUGGCUGUGGAUGGUGUUGCGCCAAGAGCAAAAAUGAAUCAGCAAAGAAGUCGCAGAUUUCGAUCUGCUAAAGAUGCUGAAAAUCUUUCACUUCAAGCAAAAAAUCGCGGAGAAAUCAUUGAACAGACUCCAUUUGAUUCGAAUUGCAUUACUCCCGGCACGGAGUUCAUGGAGCGUUUACAAAAUACUUUACGUUUCUUUGUGAAACAUAAGAUCAGCACCGAUCCAAUGUGGCAGAAAUGUCGAGUGAUUCUUAGUGGACAUGAUUCCCCUGGAGAAGGAGAACAUAAGAUUAUGGACUAUAUACGUUACUUAAAAUCACAAAAAGACUUUGAUCCGCAUACAAGGCAUUGCUUGUACGGCCUAGAUGCAGAUCUUAUCAUUCUAGGAUUAUGUACUCAUGAAAUGCACUUUGUUGUUUUGAGAGAAGAGGUUAAGUUUGGAAAAAAGACCAAACGUGCAUCAAUUGAAGAAACCCGUUUCUUUCUUCUUCAUUUGGGUCUUUUCAAAGAAUAUUUGGAAUUGGAGUUUUCAGCACUUAAAACAUACGAUUCGUUUAGCAUGUCCAAUUUAAUUGACGACUGGGUUUUAAUGGGAUUCUUAGUUGGAAAUGAUUUUAUUCCGCAUUUGCCCUGCUUGCAUAUUUCUUCAAAUGCAUUACCAUUGGUGUAUCAGACUUAUAUAAGAAUAUAUCCAAAAUUGAAUGGUAAUAUAAACGAAAAUGGAAUUCUAAACUUGGGACGUUUGGAAAUAUUUUUGGAAGCUCUUGCUGAAGUUGAAUUUCAAAUUUUUGAAGAAAAUCACGCCGAUUUAAAAUAUUUUGAAGGAAAACAGACAAAGAAUGGCAUUGACGAAGCGUUUGAUUUCGAUGUCAGCGAAAUAUUAGACAGUAAGCAAGAUGAUGACUUGGCACAACUUAUUGAAAGUAGCAGACAGUUUUGUGAAGGCGAUGACAUCAACGAUAUUACAAGUGACGAUGAAGAACAACACAUAUUUGAUGAAUUUAGAACUUACAAGCGCAAUUAUUACAUAAAAAAGCUAAACUAUCCAGAAAUGACGCCGGAAGUACUAGCUGAACAAACUAUAACUUAUAUAACUGCCCUUCAAUGGAUAUUAAAUUAUUAUUAUAAAGGAGUGCAAUCUUGGAGUUGGUAUUAUCCACAUCAUUAUGCACCAUUCAUAAGUGAUCUUAAAAAUUUCAAUAAUAUGAAGAUACAAUUUGAAAUGGGAAAACCAUUUUUGCCCUUUGAGCAGCUAUUGGCAGUAUUACCGGCGGCAAGUAGAACUCUACUGCCAAAAGCUUAUCAAGAUUUAUUUAUAAGUCCUGAAAGUGAGAUUUUACACUUCUAUCCGACUGACUUUGAAACCGAUUUAAAUGGCAAAAAAAAUGAAUGGGAAGCUCUUGUAUUAAUUCCAUUUAUUGAUGAAAAACUUCUACUCGAUGCGAUGAAAAAAUGCGAAAUGGAUUUGAAACCUAGUGAAGUAAAACGAAACAGUCAUGGCCCAAUGUUGCAAUACGACUAUACAUCACAAUCCCAGGGAGAAUGUCAAAGUUCUUUGCCAGGAAAAACCAUUUACCAUGUCUUUUGCACUGAAAAAGCCAUAUGGCGUGAUCAAAUUUUCGUUUCAACCACAAAAAGUCCAUUAUGUGAAUUGGAUAACGCUACCCGUGAUGUGUUUUUCCCUGGUUUUCCUACUAUGAAACAUUUAAAGUUUGAUUUUACUAUAAAGAACUCACGUGUUAAGGUAUUUGAUAAUCCUGCUCGAAAUGAAAGCUUGAUACUAAUGCCUGAGCGAAUUCCUGAUUUUGAUGACAUUGAGUAUGUUUCAAAGAAGUGCUUGGGUCAAGUUGUGUAUAUUGGAUGGCCACAUUUAAUCAAAGCCAAAGUUACUGAAGUUUCCAAUUCAGUGGUUUGUGUAACGUCAGAAGGGCCAAAAGAAAAUAAUAGCCGUUUGUUUGAUAUGCAAUGUCGAACAGUUUGUGAGCACCUCUCAUCACGAAUGGGUAUUGAAAUUGAAUUUCCCAAAGUGCUUGUGAAGGUACAGACCCUAAUUGGAACAUCUUUGAUAUGUGGUAGUCAAGGAAGAGUUAGCAACAAUGAUGUUUGGAGUCGAACUGAAAUCGCGUAUCCACCUUCAAUUAUUGUUUAUGAUCUUAAAGUUCAUACUAUUAGUUCAAUGCUUCCUAAAAAAGUAGAGAAUAUUUUUCCAGUGGAUAGCAGAAUAUUUUUUGUUGGAAAUCCAUAUUUUGGAAGUGAAGGAACAGUUUUAGAUCCGUUGUUGGUUUAUGAGUGUGGAAGGUUAAAAGUAAGCAUGACAGUAUUGCCCGAUCCCGAUUUAUCAGAACCUAAGCAGCUACAAAAUGGAUUAGAAUCGAAUUACUAUAAUUCAUAUGAUGUUCAAUCACUUUUGGGAAUCAAUACAAGAGUUUUGAUGCGAUUGACUGGACAAAUGUUGUGUGUCAUGGGUCAAAAACAGAAAAUUCUUUCGGAUUCUGCUAAGAAAAUUAACAUAGGUUUACAUAUGAAAUUUCCAAAGCAGAACGAAGAACUAUCUGGAUAUUGCCGUAAAAGAGACAAUAGUUGGUAUUUUUCUCCCAAAGCUAUUACUCUCAUCCAAGAGUAUAAUAAAAUGUUUCCCACGGUAAUACAAUAUUUAAUCCAAACCUCUUCAUCGUCAAAUUAUGAAUUCUGUUAUGAAUCAGAUAUCUUCCCAAAUAAGGUUGGUCAAAAUUGUGUUAAUGAAAUUGUUCAGUGGCUUAAUGAGCAAGAGUUUUCAAAAGCAGAACGUGUGCCGUGCGGAACAAAGACUCUCGAAAAAGAAGCGGUAGAAAAAAUUAUUGAAUCUAUAGAAAAAUUAAAAACUCAACCUGUUAAAACAGUUAAACUACAGGUCAAACCACAUUUACUUAUGAAACCAGAUGUAAAUAUUCCCGAACAAUACAAACCUAAAGCUUCAAUACGACUUUUUGAUCGUGUUGUUGUGGUUAGAACUACAUAUUUAGUUCCUAUUGGAUCAAGAGGUACUGUGAUUGGUGUCUUACCAUUCUCCGAUCCCAAUCCGGUUAGACUGGAAUGUGUAAGACAAACAAGCUAUUUUCUUGAAGUUCUUUUCGAUAAGAACAUUCCCUUUGGCAACUCUAUUUAUGGAAUAGCUGAAGGCAGAGUAAUGAGGGUGCCCGAAACGGCUGUUCUUUUAAUAUUUAAUGUUGAUAACUCACAUCAAAAUGAAACUUCUGAGAAGAAUUCACAAACCAAUGAAAACCGUACCCAUAACUCUCAAAAAGUCAAUAACACACUAUCCAAUAUAACAACAUUUAAUGCAGAAUCUCAAACAAAUUCAAGACAAACAUAUAUUGAGACUUCAAAAAAUAACUUUACAAAUAUUGAAGAAAAUACAACGAAAUCAAAUGCAGUGACAAAAGAAGAUUUCUGGAUGCCUGCUCCAGAUCAAAAAAAGAAAAACUAUAUUAAAUCGGCUGCUGAACAGUCAACUAUAGAAAAAUCAUAUCCUAAUCAUGUAGAAAAUUGGAGAACAGCUAAUUUACCACCACAAAGUGGUACAAAAGUUCAAAAUAGUAUUACGAUAUUUGGAAAUCAAGAGAGUACUCUCAAUUCAGGAACUGAAGCUCUAAAAAAUAUGCUCGGGUUGCAUACAGCUAAUCCUAGUAAGCCGCUUGUUAAUGCAUCACAGUUUCCUCCUCCACCAAAUUGGAGAAAUUCAACUUCAGCAGCUAAUAAAACAGACGGAGGUCUUAAAUUGACGAGUCCUGCCACAGACGUUAAGAAAAAUGACGUACCGUUGCAAUACUACGGCCAAUGUCUUCCACAUUUCGCGCCACAACAGCAACUGCCAUAUGUCAAUGAUAAUUUCUACAGUCCGGUUUGUUUGAAUCAAAAAGGUGCAUUUAUCCCUUUGCAAGUGAUGAAAUCGUGCCCAAACAAAGUGCCACAAGAGCCGGUUGUAGAAGGACAAAUCGAAGAUUCGAUACGAAACUUGUCCAUUGAUACAUCCACUAAAAUGAGAAAAAAUUAUGAAAAUAAUGAAAAGACCGAGACAGCUACACCUCUUACUGACUCAAAUAAAUUAAUAGAAUCCUUGCAAAAGACUGUUACAGUAACAAAGAAAGCACCAAAAACAUCAAAAAUAGCAGCUAGAUUUGACAAUCUUUAAACUUUGUCCAUUAAUUGAUUAAGGUGCACGAUUUAAAGAGCUACAUUGUAUAUGUAAAUUUGAAAUCUAUUAAGAAAAAAAAAAGAUUAAAAUAUUUGAAGACAAGUAGAAUAAACUUAUGAUUUUAUUUUGAAAA